This is a messenger RNA of Suillus plorans, 1888 nucleotides long. RefSeq lists its product as uncharacterized. NCBI's taxonomy places the organism in Eukaryota, Fungi, Basidiomycota, Agaricomycetes, Boletales, Suillaceae. Bases 122 to 1537 code for a protein of 471 amino acids. The transcript is spliced from 6 exons. The record is from RefSeq and is a predicted model, not a curated record.
UUGAUUAACUGCCUCUCAAACUACAUAGGUAAAACUUCUCAUGCGCGUGGAUCCUGUUGUUCGUUGACCACAACCACCUGAUCUUGCUGGCCCAAACAAUCCAUUCAUUUAGGUUUCAGAUAUGUCUAGUGCUCCAGUGACGACAACAACCCCUGCGGCAACAUCUACUGGCGGUACUUCGGCGACAGCAACUACAUCGCCUACUACUACGUCGUCGUCGGCUUCGACUCCAACGACUACGUCCAGCAGUACUACUCCUACUUCUUCGUCGACCUUGGCGAGCAGUACUGCUAGUACGACAUCAGCUUCGUCCACGACGCAAUCAACCAGUGCUACUUUGUCGAGCACUUCAUCCACACAGAUCAGUAAUUCUGUCUCAGCUACUACUCCUACCACAGUUGCAACAACAUCGCCAACACCCACUCUUAGUGCUUCAGUCUACACAUCAACCAGCGGCGGUGUUGUAAUUACCAGUGUAACCUAUGUGACUGUGGCAACCUCCACUCCUUCAUCUGCUAAUAAUACCGCCACUUCAUCCACUUCGUUCUUUUCGAACACUGGAGCCGUUGCCGGUGUCUUCACCGUCGUUGGUCUCAUCGUUAUUGCGAUUUUCAUCGCACUUGUGACGAACGCCGUUCGCCGCCGUCGUGCCAAGAAGUUUGACAGGGACGUCGCGGAAGCAGCCGCAGAGGCGGCCGCCUCUUCGCGUUCGCCAUUUGAUGACUACGCGUACUCUAACAAUGGCGGUUCGGGCGGCGGAUAUCCAUACUCGGAUACCACCCAUGGGACUUUUGGCCAGGCUCCGAUGAAUCUUCCCAGUGACUCAUAUGGUAUGAGUGAGAUGACACAGUAUGACCCAUACGCAGCUGGGGCAGUAUCUCUCGCUACGGCUAACGUGGGAAGGAUUCGGAGUAGGCAAGACAGUGAAACUCAUCGUGCACCAGGCAUUGCUGGUGUUGGUGCAGGCAACCUUGCUCGCGAGCCGAGCCGCAGGACCCCAUACCACGCUUUCGCUGGUCCUGGCCCACAGCCCCACGAAAUAUUGGAUCACACCGCUAGUGGGCGAUACAGAUCUCGCGGCAUCGAAUUGCUCGAAGGCGCUGGUCUGGCGGGAACUGGAGUUGCCGCCAUGGCUGCUGCCAACAAUGGAGCAUAUAUUAACCGCCGGCCUUCGGAAUAUACUCGUCAGACACAUGGAAGUAUGCGUUCACAUGGGCACUCGCAGGGUCACUCGUCGAGCGAGAACUACUCCCUGCCCAUUCAGCCUGUAUACCAGUCACCCCCGCGCAAUGAUACCCAGUUCGCAGAUGCAUACACUGGCUUUGUUAAUUCACCGUCUCAACUUCCACUGAAUCAUGGGGUUCCCAAUUCUCAUGAGACUUCCCCGUCGCCACCCCCUGCUCAGUCUCACAGUCCUGUAGGCGAAGUCGAGGGUGAAGAUUAUCACGACGAUGGUCCUCCGAGUCAGCGUAUGAGUUACGCUGACGACGAAGAUUACGGUCAACACAACCGUGUGCUCAGAGUCGCAAAUGAGUGAGACCCUCACAGAAAUUUCGCCGCAUCUGAAAUUUGUUGCGGACUUGUUUGCGUAUUAUAUCCGCAGCGUCGUCGCUCUUUUCUGUUUAUUACUUAUAUCGAUAUGUUUUCUUGUGAUGAGGAUGCAAGGAAAGGUGCUGAACUCUAGCUUAUAUUCUCGGGCGCUCCCUGGCCUUGGCGCUGUUUUGCUGCGUCACGUAUUUAGACUACACACGCUGCUCGGCUAGUACGAACUGUUUAGUGUAGCGUCCACUACAGAUUUGUGAUGUGCCCGGAGAAAUGAGAGAAUUUCUGUUGGUUCCUCUUAAGUUUGUUGUGUGAUAUGGUUUGGGUUGUAUAAAUCCCGAUGCAU